AUGGUUUUAGACGUUGAGUCGAUUGCUAUUAUAGGGGCAGGUCCUUCAGGAUUGGCUGCUCUUUACGAAUUUCUACAUACGUCUAAAGACGGUGCGAGUUCUUUCGGUGGUAAGGAGCCUGAAGAGAAAGCUUUUAAAAAAGUAGUCGUUUUUGAACAGAAAUCUAAUCCUGGAGGUGUAUGGGCAGUCCCGGAUGAAGAAACAAUAUCUUAUUUGAAGGACCUUUAUCAAUAUAACUCACUUAAGGACAUAAUAAAAUCAAAAGAAGCCAACUUGCAAAACGCACUUAAGAAUUCCGAUACGAAAUACCCCUUGAAAGUUGAUAAAUCGAAAGACUCAGUUUCUUGGAAGGGAACACCGUUAUACAAGAAUCUUUUCACAAACGUACCGAAGAGAUUCACAAGAUUUUCAACCAGUCCAUAUAAACCUAUUGGUGAUGAUAGGGUCAUAGACCCAUUUUUGCGAGAUUAUGAACUAAGGAGUCAUAUCCAGAAUUACGUAUCUGCGAAUGAUUUGGAAAAGUAUAUUCAGUUUAAUACAGAAGUAGUUAAGGCUGUAAAAAAGGGUAGUAAAUGGCAGCUUACCCUCAAACGUGAAGAGAAAGAGGCUGGUGAUGUCGAGUUUUAUCAGAAAGAGUUUGAUGCUGUUGUGGUAGCAAAUGGUACUUUCUUGCUUCCUUACAUUCCACCAAUAGAAGGUUUGAAAGAAUACGAAGAAGCUUAUCCUGGUUCUAUCUUGCAUUCCAAAUUCUUCAGGGACUACGAGGACUAUGCGAACCAAAAAAUAGUUGUUUUGGGUAGCUCGGUGAGUGGAAUGGCUCUUUCUCAAUAUUUAAAGCCGCUUGCAAAAGAAUUUAUUCUUUCGCGUAAAGAUAGGAAGGAAACUUUAGAAUGGAUGAAUGACAUAAUUUAUUCAAAAGAAUUUACUGUGAAACCAUCAAUCAAACGCUUUAUUUCUUCAAGCAGAGAAAUUGUGUUCGAUAAUGGUUCUAAAGUUAAGAAUUUUGACAAGAUACUAUUAGCGACGGGUUAUUAUCCUUACUAUCCUUUUUUUGAAAAGAACUUUUUAUCUCUCUCGGUUUCUCCAGAUAAGAAUGGACCUGCCAAUAAUUCUAGGGUCAAGAAUCUAUACUACAAUAUUUUCAAGAUAGAUGAUCCAACAUUAGCUUUUGUUGGUUUAAUUAAAACUUCCCAACUCUUCACUGUAUUCGAAUCACAAUCUGCUGCAAUUGCAGGAGUAUGGAGUAACGCUAAACAGUUACCUUCUCUAGUUGAACAAUAUGAGUGGGAACGCAAAACAUUAGAACACACACCUGAUACUUCACGCUUCUACGUAUUUUCAAAUGAAGAUGUCAAGACUCAAUACCUUGACAGGAUUAAAACUUUCUUUCCUUUCGAAAGAAAAGGUCCUCUUAAUGAAAAUUAUUUUGAGCACUUUGAAGAUUUCAAAAAUGGAGAGAAGAAGCUUACUAAGCUUUCGCUAUCUAUGAUGAAGAAGCAAGUUGUCUUCGAAAAUGGUGAGUACAUAGAGAAAUAG
Debaryomyces hansenii CBS767 is the source of this 1536-nucleotide messenger RNA. Its product is annotated as DEHA2C00286p. The transcript has a single exon. NCBI's taxonomy places the organism in Eukaryota, Fungi, Ascomycota, Pichiomycetes, Serinales, Debaryomycetaceae. Gene Ontology annotation, molecular function: NADP binding; N,N-dimethylaniline monooxygenase activity; flavin adenine dinucleotide binding. The coding region runs from base 1 to 1536 and encodes 511 amino acids. The record is from RefSeq and is a predicted model, not a curated record.